Messenger RNA from Equus quagga, 2056 nucleotides. RefSeq names its product YY1 associated factor 2 (gene YAF2). Lineage: Eukaryota; Metazoa; Chordata; Mammalia; Perissodactyla; Equidae. Gene Ontology annotation, molecular function: transcription coregulator activity; DNA binding. The record is from RefSeq and is a predicted model, not a curated record. Bases 382 to 927 code for a protein of 181 amino acids. Gene Ontology annotation, biological process: positive regulation of DNA-templated transcription. Gene Ontology annotation, cellular component: nucleus. The transcript has 6 exons.
GCCCGCAUGGGGGCCCCUGACAUUUUUUACCAGUACAUCUGAGCUCUUGUAGAUCCAAUUUUUAGUGGUGGAAACAUUACUUGAGGAGGACUCAGAGAAGCAUUGUCAUUUGGAUUGAAACUGAAGAGGCUCUGGGCAACUCACCAGAAGUCUAAGGGACACUCUGUUCCUAAAAAGUCUAAAUAACUAGAUAGUUCAAGUACCUGAAGUUUUCUACAUUGUGCUUUUGUGAGAGAAACAAUGAUAAAUGUCAAACUGACAGGAAAAAUUUAAAAAAGGAAAAGCUACAGUGACAAAUUAUUAUCAAAGAUCCACAUUCUUUGAAGUUAUUGUGAAUGCCUCGAGGACCAAGGAACCGUUGAAAUUUCCAAUUUCAGGAAGAUGGAGAAAGCAACAGUACAAAAUGUAAUAAAGGAAGUUGUCAGACCCUCAUUUGUCAUGGAAGGAGGACAUUCAGAAAACCCUGAUACCUCAGGAGACCAAAUGAUGACUACACCUCAAUUGCGUUUUACAUCUUGGAGUGACUCUCAAUUUAGGAAGCCUCGACCUGUCUCCCAGUUGGUGGCACAGCAGGUUACUCAGCAGUUUGUGCCCCCUACACAGUCAAAGAAAGAGAAAAAAGAGAAAGUAGAAAAAGAAAAAAGUGAAAAGGAAACAACUAGCAAAAAGAACAGUCAUAAGAAAACCAGGCCAAGAUUGAAAAAUGUGGAUCGGAGUAGUGCUCAGCAUUUGGAAGUUACCGUUGGAGAUCUGACAGUCAUUAUUACAGACUUUAAGGAGAAAACAAAGUCACCGCCUGCAUCUAGUGCUGCCUCUGCAGAUCAACACAGUCAGAGUGGCUCUAGCUCUGAUAACACAGAGAGGGGAAUGUCCAGGUCAUCUUCACCCAGAGGAGAAGCCUCAUCAUUGAAUGGAGAAUCCCAUUAAAGUUUACUUUCUCCAAUUUCUUAGUCACUUCUCUCAUGCCAUGCAAAUACACAGAUUAUGCCAAGAAGUACCACAUUUUCAUGACAAACAUAUUCAUGCACAAUCCAUAAUUUGCGUUUUACAUGAAAUAGAAAUUUAUUAGAAUUUGUUAGAUUUUAUUGCAGUCUACCAAACAUUUCCAGACUCAACAUUUUGGUCUUCACAGUUAAAGGUGCCAUGAAAAUGUGGUUGAAUUAUUCAUUAUGCAGUGUUAUUGGUAAGUCUAUUUUCACUUUUAGUUUAGUGAAUUCUAACACAUAAUUCUUGAAUUCUCUACUAUUGGCAUGUAACGAAUUAAAAUUUUUAUAACAUAGUGCAAGCUGCCUAAAUAUGUAUUAUUUGAGAAUUGUGAAACAAAUAGUUAUAUGUAUACAAGUCAAAGAUCAACUUAAUCAACUAUUGCUGCAACAGGAUUUUCUUAAUGGUUAUCCUCUUAAAUACACCUGCUGGUACUUGGUGUGGCUAAAUAGGAAAAUUGUUAUUAAAUAAAGAAUUUGUAUGAACCAUUGCCAAUGUUUUUGACACAUUUUACUAAAUUAUUGUUUCUGAAUUAUGUUUCUGGUUUUAUCUGUUUUUUUGCUUAUCUUUCAAAACAUUCAUUUAUUGUCAUGUUUACUAGCAGACUAGUAAACAAUAAAACUGAUUAUUUAGCUUUAUAAUUCAGGUUUAGUGCUAUUGUCAUUGAACACUGGUAUUUUCUGUAUUAUAUAAAAUGUUAAAAUUCAAAUAAUUAUAAGCAUUCGGCAAAAAACGGAAGAGAAAAGAAAUCUGCCAUAUUUUAAAAGCUGCAAUUUUGGAAAAGCUUUAACUUAAUAGUUUUAUCACUGUUUCCUUGCCCCAAACUUACCCAGGGUCAUAGAAGUAUGAAUCUAAUUAAUACAGAAAUGGGAACUGUUGCACAGAACUGGAAAAUAACUAAUCUUAAAUCAGUUUAAUUGGCCUCCUAUUAAAUAUAACAAUUCCUAUAAAAUCAUAGUGCCCUAUUUUCAGACACAACUGCAGUUUAUGCAUUUAUCAGUAUCCUGAAAUAAAAAAGUAUUUACAGCCCCACUUACUAUUAUGUAAAAUUACCAAUAAAAUAUUUUUAUGA